AUGUUAAAGUGCUUGGCCUUCUUGACGAUUUUAAUCAGUCAUCCAAUUAUCGGAGCUCAAGUAUACGAACAACCGGAAUUCAAAUCAUCUCGUUCUGUUGAAUCAAAUAAUGGUGUAAAAGUAAAAAGUACUGUCUUAAUUAAACAAUUUAGUAUGGGAGGCGGCGGUCAUAUUUCUGGUUCUGCCAAUGGCUUUGGUCAUGGACAAGCUGGAGCUACAAGCAUCGGUAGUGGUUCAUCUCAUGGAUUUGUCCAAGGACAAGGUUUCAAUAGUGCAUCUAAUAACGGUGCAGGUACCUUAGAAGCAAACAAUAAUGGAGGAUUUUGGAAUGGAGCAGCUGCAAGCGGUAGUGGAUUCGGAAGUGGAUCUAGUAACGGAAAUGGAUUUGGAGAGGGAUUUGGUGAGGGAAGUGGAAUAGGAAUUACUGGUUCUGGUGGUGGUUUUGGGGAAGGUAGUGGAUUUGAAGGCACUUCUUCUGGUAGUGGGGGACAAGGUUUUGGAAGUGGUUUUGGAGGAGAGAAUAGUCAAGGGGUGGCUGGAAAUUUUGUUAAUGGUGGAGCAUCAGGGGGUAAUAUCGCAAAUGGAUUAGGAGUUGGUGGUGAAACGACAUAUGGAAAUGGCUUUGGUAGUGGUAAUGAAGCAGCAUUUGGAAAUGGCUUCAGUUCAGGUAAUACUGGUACCACUGGAGCUGUAGCCGGAAAUGAAUUUGGGUCUGUUAAUGGAAAUGGAUUUGGCUCUGGUAACGUAAAUGGAUUUGGCUCUGGUAACGGAAAUGGAUUUGGGUCUAGUAACGGAAAUGGAUUUGGGUCUGGUAACGGAAAUGGAUUUGGGUCUGGUAACGAAUAUGAAUUAGGAUCUGGUAACGGAAAUGGAUUUGGUGGAGGAAGUGGAAUAGGAACUACUAGUUCAGGUGGUGGGUUUGGGGGAGGUAUUGGAUUUGAAGGUUCUUCUGUUAAUGGAGCACAAGGUUUUGGAGGAGGGAAUGGUCAAGGAGCGACUGGAAAUUUUGGUAAUGGUGGAGUAUCAGGGGGUAAUAUCGCAAAUGGAUUUGGAGUUGGUGGUGGAACGACGUCUGGAAAUGGCUUUGGUAGUGGUAAUGGAGCUAUUAAUGGAGCAAGUAAUGGCGGAGGAGGAUUUGAAGGUGAAUUUGGAGGUGGACAAAGUAAUGGAUUUGGAAAUGGUCAAGGAACAGGAUUUGGAGAAGGUUUUGGGUCAGGAACAGGGGAAGGUUAUGGAGAAGUUGAAGAAUUUGGUUCAGGAGCUGCAUUCAAUGGUGGUUCAGGAAACUUACAAGCCCAAAACCAGGUAUCUCAAUUAGGAAGUAGUGCUGGUGGUCAGGGUGGUGGGUCAUUAGGAGGUGGUGGGUCAUUAGGAGGUGGUGUUGGAUUUGGUUUUGGUGGAUCUGGAAAUGAGGAUUUCGAUAUAAAAAUAUAAAAACACAUUUUUUUUUGUAAUCAUAUUUCAAUUUUACAACAUAUUUAUUUAAUUUAUCAAUUCUCUAUGUAUUCAAUGAACCAUAUUUAAUAAUUGUAUUUAUAUAUUUUAAGAUAAUUCUACUGUAAUUGUUAACGAU
This is a messenger RNA of Diuraphis noxia (Russian wheat aphid), 1573 nucleotides long. RefSeq lists its product as uncharacterized. NCBI's taxonomy places the organism in Eukaryota, Metazoa, Arthropoda, Insecta, Hemiptera, Aphididae. The record is from RefSeq and is a predicted model, not a curated record.